ACCCAAAAUCCUUAAUGUAUCGUGUCAUGUCGACUGUCGUGUCUACGUCGUGUUCAUGCGGUGCUUAUGUGGUGUUGUCCCCGCUUAACCAAGUGCAUCUUUUUUAAGGUUUUUGUAUGCUCGUAUGUUUUCAUCUUUCUUCUCCUUUGUGCUUCACUUUUUCGAUGCACCCUUUUCUCUCCUCCAUUGAAGCGUACUCGGAAUUCUCCAUUAAAGCGGCUUCUGAGCUUCUCUCCUCCAUUGAAACAACUUCUCAAGCUAGUGUUUCAUGUUGGAGCUUGACUAGAAAGGAGGGAACUUUGUUGGUUGAGUGAUAUAUAUAUAUAUAUACAAUGGAUUUUUCUCCCUUCAAGCAAGAUCUGGAUGAGCUUUUAAAAGAGUUUUCUGAGGGAGAGCUUAAAACUUUAGCAGACAUGAAAAAAUUAUGGCUUGAACGGAAAUUUUCCUACGUAUUUGAGGCUCGACCUUCUACCAGCCUGAAUAUAUUUAUGCAAUCUUUGUACAACCAUUCUAUAAGUUAUAUGAUCUCCACUAAUUCUUUGUCACAGAGACUGGGUGCCCUUUAUGCCCUCUAUUGUCUCUACGAGACACAGCCAUUCAAGCCUCCCUUCAAGAUUUAUCUCUCUCUUGGAGAAUUACGAAGACUAACAGCUCUGGUUGUAAAUGCGAAAGAAAAUGGAAUCAAAGUAGUAUCUGUUUUGGUCAAAAGGAUGCUAGAGAAGAAUGCAUUCUUGUUUGGUUUCGUCAACAUAAAUGAUUAUUCUGAGAAAGAGAGAAUAAAGGAGUUGGUAGAUGUGCAGAAUGCCUGCAUAAAGAAGAUGCAUGAAAAAUUGUUGGCGAAUACUGAGAUUGAGCGUUAUCUUCACAUGGACAUGGGCAUGGAACUUGACCUAGAAGUGCUCAGGAAAAUGGCCAAUGAAUAUGAAGGAACUAAAAAUCUUGCUAUCAGAGAGGCCAGUAGGGUAGUCGAUACCGAAAACAUAAAGCAUAUUGCAGAAGAUAGGCUGACAAUUGGAGAUGAAGUGCAAAAGAUAAACGAGGAGUGGGGAAAUCAAAAGGAAAUGUUCUCACAAUUUAUAGGAACAGACCAGCAUUCUGUCAUAACUCAUCACCAGAGAGAAGAGAGACACCACAAGCAACCAAUGCUACUUUCUGCCGCUGAACAGCAUCAAAGUGAGGAUGAAUUACAACACACUGGUUUCAUGGAGCUUCUUAUGGGAAAUGAAUCACCAUUGGUAAAUGGAAAUAUUCAACAGGCUCCAUCUGAGCUGCAUUUGAUGCCUGAUGAAGAGCAAGAUUAUGACUUGGAGUAUGCUAAGGAUCUGGAAGAUCAAUUAUUUGAUGAUAUAUUAUAAUUCAUGUUUAUGACAGUGGGAACAUUGUUAAUAGCUAGGUUAUAUGCUUUAUUGUUUCAGGGUGUAGAUAAUCUUACAUUUAUUAUGGAGUAUACAUUUAUUGGUGUUUAGACAUUUCAAUUUUCAACAGUUAUCUAUAUAUAACACAUGAAAACUUAGAUA
Molecule: messenger RNA, 1517 nt
Organism: Chenopodium quinoa (quinoa)
Lineage: Eukaryota; Viridiplantae; Streptophyta; Magnoliopsida; Caryophyllales; Amaranthaceae
Exons: 8
Coding region: 333-1355 (340 amino acids)
Biological process (GO): snRNA transcription by RNA polymerase II; snRNA transcription by RNA polymerase III
Cellular component (GO): snRNA-activating protein complex
Molecular function (GO): sequence-specific DNA binding
Source: RefSeq, a predicted model, not a curated record